Enterobius vermicularis (human pinworm) is the source of this 2829-nucleotide messenger RNA. Lineage: Eukaryota; Metazoa; Nematoda; Chromadorea; Rhabditida; Oxyuridae. The record is from the annotation of a GenBank genome assembly.
CAAAUUCCGGAUGUAAGUCCAACCGGUCGUUAUACUACAGCAACUCCGUUCACUAUCAUUCUUAUUGUUUCUGCGUUGAAGGAGAUUUAUGAAGACCUUAAAAGGAAAAGAUCUGAUGAUAAAGUGAACAAUUUUUUAACGCGCGUUUUACGAGAUGGCAAGUGGAGUGAUAUACGAUGGAAAGAGGUUGUUGUUGGUGACUUUGUAAAAAUAUUGAAUGAUGAGCUUUUUCCUGCCGACUUGUUGCUUCUCUCAUCCAGCGAACCAUAUGCAAUGUGUUAUAUUGAAACUUCAAACUUGGAUGGAGAGACAAAUUUAAAAAUACGCCAAGGUUUAACGUCUACAUCUAAUUUACAAUCACUUGACGACGUUAAUUCUUUUACGUGUGAAGUCGAAUGUGAACCGCCGAGCGGACGGGUAGAUGAAUUUACUGGAACAAUGAUUAUUGAGGGCCGGAAAUUGUCUUUAGCUGCUGGACAAAUUUUACUUCGGGGCGCUCGUUUGAAAAAUACGAAGUGGAUAUGUGGUAUAGCGCUUUAUACUGGACACGAAGCAAAGUUAUUAAUGAAUUCGAAGGCAGCACCGCUUAAACAAUCUAAUGUUGACAUUGUGACAAAUCGACGAAUCUUAAUUCUUUUUGGUGCUCUGGUGAUGCUUGCUCUAAUUAGCGCUACGGGGGCUUACUUCUAUGAUACUUCGCUCCUUGUGAAUUCGUAUUACCUUGCACAUUUUGUUCGCGCGGAAAGGUUUAAUUUAUUCAGAUCGGCGACGUCAUUCUUUUAUAGCGUUCUUACGUUUUUUAUUCUGUAUAAUAAUUUAAUACCGAUAUCUUUGCAAGUCACUCUUGAAAUGGUGCGGUUUUUCCAAGCUGCCUACAUUAAUAAUGUGAAGUUCGUAAUGUGCGACAAAACUGGGACUUUGACGCGAAAUGUGAUGAAAUUCAAAAGAUGUUCUAUUGCGGGUGUUAAUUAUGGUGAUGACGAAACUGACGAAUUUGAUGGGAGUGCGCUUCUAAAAGAUCUAAAAAAUUCUCAUCUGUCAAACUACGUGACAGAAUUUCUACGUAUGUUGGCAGUGUGUCAUACUGUUGUUCCUGAAAAAACAGAGGAUGAACAGUUGGUUUAUCAAGCAUCGUCUCCAGAUGAAGGUGCUUUAGUUCGCGGAGCCAAGUCCUUAGGGUUUAUUUUUCAUACGAGAGAACCGGACUCGGUCAUCAUCAACGAGAAUGGGAAAGAAGUGAGAUACACGGUUCUAAAUGUCCUCGAGUUUACAAGCGACAGGAAAAGGAUGAGUGUUAUUGUUCGCUUUCCUGAUGGACGUAUAAAACUGUUUACAAAAGGAGCGGAUUCUGUGAUUUAUGAUCGUCUACAUUCUGACUCGAAGUUUCAGAAUGAAUGCAUGUCACAUUUAACGGAAUACGCGAAAAAGGGGUACCGGACUCUUUGUUUUGCGUAUCGGGAACUGGACUUGGAUUUUUACAAUGAAUGGUCUAAUGAAUAUCGUGAGGCAUCUGUGAGCAUGAAGGGUCGUGAAAAAAUGGUUGCUGACUGCGCAGAACGUAUUGAAAACAGUCUUCAUUUAAUAGGAGCUUCAGCUAUAGAGGACAAAUUACAAGAAGGAGUUUUGCAAACGAUUUAUUCAUUAAUGAGUGCAGAGAUACGUGUUUGGAUGUUAACGGGUGACAAGCGCGAAACUGCAGUUAAUAUCGCACGUUCUUGUGGUUUGUGCACUCAACGAACUACUGAACUGCAGUUAAAUACAAAAAACUUCGCUGAUACGGGUAAAAGGCUUGGAGAACUUAUAGAGGAAGCAGUUUUACUGAGGCGAGAGAAGGAAGAGUUCACUCUAAUUAUUGACGGCACGGGCCUGCAUUAUGCUUUGAGAGGCCUUUGCCGUCAACAGUUAUUAGAAUUGUCGCUUCUUUGCCGUUCUGUUAUUUGUUGCCGCAUGACUCCUAUGCAGAAAGCAGAAGUUGUUGAAAUGGCUCAAGGUAAUGGUGCAAAUGUCGUGUUAGCUGUCGGUGAUGGAGCCAAUGAUGUUCCUAUGAUUCGAGCAGCAAACGUUGGAAUUGGGAUUUCCGGCGAGGAAGGACUACAAGCCGCUUCUGCUAGUGACUAUUCUAUAGCUCAAUUUCGGUUUUUAAGAAGACUAAUAUUUGUACAUGGGGCUUGGAAUUUUGAACGUAGCUCAAAGGUUAUACUGUACAGUUUUUACAAAAACAUCUGCUUAUAUCUGAUUGAGUUGUGGUUUGCGUUCUCUUCAGCCUUUUCUGGCCAAACUGUUUUUGAACGCUGGACUAUUGCUUUGUUUAACGUAAUGUUCACGGCUUUCCCACCAAUUAUGCUUGGUCUUUUUGAUAAGCCAGUAUCUGAAAAACUUAUGUUUAAAUAUCCUAUGUUGUAUUACAACUUGCAAAAGACGUCCUUUACACGUUUUGCUAAGUGGAUUGGUUUGGCCGUAUGGCAUUCAUUAACGCUGUAUUACUUGUCGUUCACUUUUCUGAGUAAUCCUGUGGAAUGGGCUCAUGGACGUACGGGUGGAUGGUUGAUGCUUGGGAAUUCAUGUUAUACUUUUGUUGUUAUAACUGUUUGCUUAAAAGCACUACUGGAAUGCAAUUCUUGGACAGCAGUCUUAGUUGCCUCAUCUUUUGGGUCUAUGGUGCUGUGGAUGGUUUUUCUUGUUCUUUAUGCUUUAGCUUGGCCAAGAUUUCCGGUAGGGGCUGAUAUGCACGGGAUGGCUUUCAUAAUGUUCUCAUCUGCGAGCUUUUGGUUCGCUUGCGUCUUGAUCCCCGUCUUGACGUUGUCCGUUGAUUUCGGUUGGAAAGCGUAA